CAGAAAUGAGUAACCUGUUGUUUGUUGGACCAUGUUAUUCGCAAUACAACCGUAUCCUCAAUGAUUAUCUAUACCAAUUGCAUGUUGGUAUCAAGAGAAGGACUCACAUGUCAAGGAAAUCGGUUCGGUUCUUGUGUAUGGAUAAUUUAUCUUUGGGGACAACAGUGGGCAUAGGCUCCCUUCUUAUGAAACCAAAUAUAAUCUAAUAAAGUACAUAAUCAUCAGAAUUUAUCGUGAAACCCUCGGUUGAACCAGUCAAAAAAUUAUCAGCUUUGUAACAUUCUCAAAAGGCAGUUCUCAAGGCGAAUAUCAGUUUUUAAAGAAAGAAUUGAAUUUUAUGACCUGAAACAGACUGAAUAUGAAUCAGUUCGUCAAUGGUAUAUACGCGUAAAAAAUAAAGCCAGCGACUGUAAGUUUGGUAAUUUGUUGAAUGACAUUCUGAAGGACAGAUUUGUUUCAGGUUUAUGUAAGGGUCCUAUGUUAGAUCGGGUUUGCUAAGAGGAGCAUACUCGAACCUUUGAAGAAUUACUAGAAGUGCCUUAAAAAAAAAAGGCUGCGGUAGUACCUUCCUAUGUUCCACUUCCAGUAAAUAAAUUACAGCUGGGGCAAUCUCAAAAUAAGUCCCAGAGUCUGAGGCAGUCAGGCGAAAAUGUGCGUGGGAAUAGGAAUAUGAAGGAUGGGAAUAAGAAGAAUGUUAUCCAAUCAUCGGGAAGAGGGGUGAGUGUUAAGCUAUAUAGAAGCUGUGGAAAAGGUAAUCAUAAUUUUGCCAGAUGUCAGUACAAGCAGUAUACUGGUAAAAUUUGUAAAGAAGUGGGCCAUUUGGCUAGGGUUUGCUCUGUUAAAACAAAUUUUGUUGAAUCUGAGGGUGACACAGAGGCCGAAAGCCUAGAUUUUAUCGACAUGUUUUAUGUGAAUAAUACAAAUUAUGUUAAUUCUGUUAAAUUAGAUGUUAUUAUAAAUAACAAAGAGAUUCUCAUGGAGUUGGAUUCGGGUGUGGCUUUAUCUGUGUUGCCGGAGGAACCUUUUUUAAAAAAAAAAUUCUAUGAUUGUGUUUUGCAGCCUACUUCUGUCACAUUUAGAUGUUACGAUGGUAGUAUUAUCAUUCCUAAAGGUCAAACUUUUGUCAAAAUUAUAUAUCACAAUCAAGUUAAAGAAAAAGGUAGAUUAAUAAUUGUUAAAAAUGGUUGA
Molecule: messenger RNA, 1188 nt
Organism: Ceutorhynchus assimilis (cabbage seed weevil)
Lineage: Eukaryota; Metazoa; Arthropoda; Insecta; Coleoptera; Curculionidae
Source: the annotation of a GenBank genome assembly